AUGCAUGCUAUUUGUUUACAGGUGGUUGGAGAGGUGCGUUUAAUAAAAAAAAUUAAAGAUGGUCUACUAGUGGAAGCUAAAAAUGAUAAGCAAGCUAAACGACUACAAAGUUUGGUGCGUUUUGGUGAAGCUGAUGUGGUGGUCAAAACCCAUCAAACAUUAAACUACAGUAAAGGUGUCAUUUACUGUAGUGACCUACUAAACUGCAGUGUGGAAGAACUUAAGGAGCAUCUGCUCGUUGAGGGAAUAACAGAUAUCAAACGAAUCCAAACAAAAAAAGAUGGCAAACUUAUAGAUACUCCAACCCACAUUAUAACAUUUAACUCACCUGUCCUUCCAAAGAAAAUAAAUGCUGCUUUCCAUAGAUUAGAGGUAAGACCAUAUAUCCCUAACCCGUUAAGAUGUUUUAAAUGUCAAAAGUUUGGCCACAUUACCGAUAAAUGUGAGUCCAAAGUUCAAAUUUGUACUUGUGGACAACCUCCCCAUGAUGGAACACCCUGCACCCUUCCAAUCAAGUGUGUGAACUGCAGCGGAGACCAUCCGGCGAGGUCCAGGUCUUGCCCGGUUUAUCAGGAAGAAGCUACAAUACAAAGAAUCAAAACUCUAGACAAAGUAACAUAUUUUGAGGCUAAACGUCGAUACAAUAUGUCAAAAAAUAUAAACCUACCCAAAAGCUUCUCGGAUGUUGUCAAAACCACUGCACCAGCCGCCAGUAACCUCAAAAUAGAGGACAUUAUAAAAGCCUUAAUUCCUGAAAUAACGAAGGUUGUUACCUCUAUUAUUUCAGGCGGGGCUGGCAUUUCCGGACCGCAAUCACAAACAUUUGCUCUACCGUCCAAAAAAACUAUAUCUCGACAUGGUGUGCAGUAUGAUUCACAAUCCAACACUGAUUCGGUUGCCGAAAAACGCAAAGCGUCCGAGACAGGGUCAGACACUGAAUCAUCCAUUUUAAAUUCUGAUGCCGAUCUCUUUAUUUAUUUAAACUUGGGGGUAAAUAAAAAACGUGUGGUUCAUGGCAGCGGGCAGGCCGGCAAACGAAAAGGUGAUUUAGUAAAAUCUUUAUCAGCUUUGCUUAGGAAAACCGGAACGCAUCUCAAACAAAAUAGCGCGCAAAAAAUGUCCGAAGAUCAAUCUUUGUUUCGUGGCCGAUCUGCUACGUGA
Brassicogethes aeneus is the source of this 1161-nucleotide messenger RNA. The record is from the annotation of a GenBank genome assembly. NCBI's taxonomy places the organism in Eukaryota, Metazoa, Arthropoda, Insecta, Coleoptera, Nitidulidae.